This is a messenger RNA of Pteronotus mesoamericanus, 6258 nucleotides long. It is a transcript of the gene ZNF24, whose product is annotated as zinc finger protein 24. The record is from RefSeq and is a predicted model, not a curated record. The coding region runs from base 214 to 1320 and encodes 368 amino acids. NCBI's taxonomy places the organism in Eukaryota, Metazoa, Chordata, Mammalia, Chiroptera, Mormoopidae. The transcript is spliced from 4 exons.
GAAACAGCCCGCGCCGGGGGCUUCUGGGAAACGGCUUGUGAGUGGCGUUUCUGCGUCUGCUCUGGACAGCGAAGCUGCUGCGGUUCCUGAGCCGGAGGUUUGCGCCAGAGUGGAGAAAAGGGUGUGCGGGGUUUGCCUGUGAAGAAAACGAGGUAUUUCCCUGAGGCCUGUAUCCUGCCUUGAUUGUUUUUUCUUGAAGUCUUAUAAAUCAGGAUGUCUGCACAAUCAGUGGAAGAAGAUUCAAUACUUAUCAUCCCCACUCCAGAUGAAGAGGAAAAGAUUUUGAGAGUGAAGUUGGAGGAGGAUCCUGAUGGUGAAGAGGGAUCGAGUAUUCCCUGGAACCAUCUUCCUGACCCAGAGGUUUUCCGACAGCGAUUCAGGCAGUUUGGAUACCAGGAUUCACCUGGGCCCCGUGAAGCUGUGAGCCAGCUUCGAGAACUUUGCCGUCUCUGGCUCAGGCCAGAGACACACACAAAAGAACAAAUCUUGGAGCUAGUAGUGCUGGAGCAGUUUGUUGCCAUCCUCCCCAAAGAGCUGCAGACUUGGGUUCGAGAGCAUCAUCCAGAGAACGGAGAGGAGGCAGUGACAGUGCUGGAGGAUUUAGAGAGUGAACUAGAUGACCCUGGACAGCCGGUUUCUCUCCGUCGACGAAAACGGGAAGUGCUGGUAGAGGAGAUUGUAUCUCAAGAGGAAGCUCAGGGAUUACCAAGUUCUGAGCUUGAUGCUGUGGAAAACCAGCUCAAGUGGGCAUCCUGGGAGCUCCAUUCCCUAAGGCACUGUGAUGAUGAUGCUAGGACUGAAAAUGGAGCAUUAGCUCCAAAACAGGAGAUUCCUUCAGCAGUAGAAUCUCAUGAAGUUCCUGGCACUCUCAAUAUAGGUGUUCCUCAGAUUUUCAAAUAUGGAGAAGCUUGUUUCCCUAAGGGCCGGUUUGAAAGAAAGAGAAAUCCUUCUAGAAAGAAACAACAUAUAUGUGAUGAAUGUGGAAAACACUUCAGUCAGGGCUCUGCACUUAUUCUUCAUCAAAGAAUCCACAGUGGAGAGAAACCCUACGGAUGUGUUGAAUGUGGGAAGGCAUUCAGCAGAAGUUCUAUCCUUGUGCAACACCAGAGAGUCCAUACUGGAGAAAAACCUUACAAAUGUCUUGAAUGUGGAAAAGCUUUUAGCCAGAAUUCUGGGCUUAUUAAUCAUCAGAGAAUCCAUACUGGGGAGAAACCUUAUGAAUGCGUUCAGUGUGGGAAAUCCUAUAGUCAAAGCUCAAAUCUUUUUAGACAUCAGCGAAGACACAAUGCAGAAAAACUUCUGAAUGUUGUGAAAGUUUAAGAAAUUAAAAAAAAAAAAAAAGUCCGCACUCAGGUCUUUCUUCAGAAAUGAAGAGAAAAUCGAAAACAUGGAAUGAUACAUAAUAGUUUGUUUUCCCUAUAAAGAAUGUUAGAAAAUCCACUGGGAAAUGUAGGAAAUGGUGACCCACCAUUAUUAUUUUAUCUUGAAAUGGUGUCAUACCUGCCUAGAAAGUGAAAUUUUAAACUUAAUUCAGGUGUCAAUGCUUAAAUCUUCCAUGUGAUGUUUAUAUUCUUACUGCUUUCCAAAUAAUGAUCUACUUGAUUUUUUGUCCCCUUUUUAAAAUUUUCCUUUGUAGGCAGAUGCAUUAGAUCUGUGUUGAUUAUUGAAAUGUUCUUUGCAAGGAUACAUUCCCUUCUACAUUAAAAGACAACUUAGGAAUUAUGAAGUUUGAAAACUGAAACCAUCUUUUCAAAAUUUACUUUUCUGUUUCUUUUUUACCCAAUUUGGAUAUGCAUUUCAGAAAAUAGAAGAUAAAGGAUGACUAAAAGCUUCAAAGUAAAAUUAGAAGUGAUGGUGAUAAAACAUCAAAAAAAUGGAUGGGACGCCUAAACUGGGAAAGACAAAAAUACUUUGAUCCAAGAAUUGAAGAAUUUAUCUAAAAUGCAAUUAUAUGCCUGUAGGAAAACUCAAAAAGGGCGCAUCCUAUCUGUAAUUUGGAGGCAUCCCACUAAUGAAAGUAAUGUUCUCCCAUGUAUUACUAGAAAGUGGACAAUCUAAACAAUAAUUGUAAACUUUGAAAGUAGAAGUAACACUAGGGGAGAAUUUGCAGUGAAUGACUGUGUUGAAAGGCAAAUGUAAAAGGGUAAUGGUCUAUCUUGGAUUUUAGAAAACAAAAAGACUUGAAGAUCCAAUUCAUUGUUAUUUUGCCUUCAUUUUUGUUAAGGACAGAAAAAUCCCUGACCAGGUGGGUAACAAGUAUCAGGUUUGCUGUUUUAUUUUGUUGGUUAAAAAAUAGGGGGUUGAAUUCCAGGCUAACAAAGCAGCCAUGUAUUCAUUUAUUAUUAAACAUUUUCUACCGACAAGGCACUGUGCUAGGUACUGUAACCCUGCCAUAAGUAGGUAGGUAAUUAUUCCACUGUAAAUUAUCGGGGGUUGGUACAAAGCUGUUUCUUACGAGUUAGCCUCUUACCCUCGUCUGAGCAGUCCUGCGGGGAGGUCACCUCUGAAAUUCCCAGAGCCAUACUUCUCUUACCAGGGUGUUGUAUUUGGGGGGAAAGGAAGACUCAGCUCAAAAAGCUAGCCAUCUCCAGCAUUCUUCAGAGGUGAGUCCAAAAUUUAUCAAGUUUGGAGGUGUGUGGGUUUUUAAAAAAACUAAUCAAUCAUUAGUAGCAUUGAGGUUGUACUUAACAUGUUAAGUUGAAAGGAUUGUUCUGUUUAAAAAAAAAAUAGGUUAUUGACAACUAGUUCAUUAACUACCAGAAUUGAUUGAACAAUUUUUUAAAAAUUUUAAGUCUUAACACAUUUUAAAAAAUGUAUAAAAGGAAUACAUAGUAGUAGUAGGAUUAUAUACUCCUUGGCUGAGAAUCCCAAGUACUGUGGUUCUACUGUUCAGUAGAAAACUCUGGAAGUUAAAAUACAGAAUCUGAGAAAAGGCUUUUUUAUCGUGGGCAUCAUUGUGUGGAAAAUGAUCCAUGUGAAUACAAAUAUUUCAUAUUUCCAGAGAUUGGGUUACAACUGGUGCUUGGAUCAAAUUUUAAAAAUGGAAAGUAAAAUUUGCAUGAGCCUGUGCAAAAACAUAGUAAUAAAUGCAAGGCCCGCUGGUGGAGAAUUAGGCAGAUGGAGCUUGUUUAUAGGUUUUCUGAUAACAAUUAAUUAUAAGAAAUGUGCUUUAUAGAUUAAGAUUUAUUGAAGUAUAAAUAUGUAGUAAUGAUAUAAUGUAUUUUAAGUUAUACAAGAACAUGUAGGGACUUUUCGUUUGGGUCUUUUUCUCUGUGGCUGAGAGGAAACGAGUCAAUGUCCAAUAAAGGUAUAGACUCCUCUAAGAUAAAAUGAUCUUGAUUGCUUGCUUGAUUGAUUUAUUGAUUGAUUUGUAACUGACUUCUUUCCAAGUAGGCUUUGAGGUGGCAUAUUUGGAAUUCUGCUGGGAUGACAGGAUUCUUAUAUCAGAGUAGGUAAGAAGGGAUCAAGCUCUCAGUGACUGAAAUGUCAUGCUUUUUAAAAAUGUCUUUCUGUAUACAAAGAAGCUUCCAUGUGGUAGAUUUGUCUUAAAUGCCAAAGAUGUUUGGUAUAAUGUGAGAGCUUAGAAAAAGUAGUAUUAGAGUUGGCAAAUAAGUGUUUGCCUUGCCAGCUCUGAUACCUGUCGGUUGUUCAGAAAAGAUUCUGAGGCUAAUGCAAGGCUUUGUGGGGAAAAUGGCUGGAUCCAUAAAACUGGCGGAUGGUACACAGGAAAAGGAGGUGGUCUGUGUACUCUCUGGCUCUGAUUAGGGGAUGUUCCCCGUAGACAAAUUGAUUUAAAAUAACUAUUCGGUGAUUUAUGAUUUCAUCUAUACCUUUAUUUGUGCCCACACAGAUAACCAGCAGUUCUGGGGGCUGCCCAUCCUCUGAUGAAGUGGUGAUCUGGCAGCUGUCAAGCAGUGGCAUCUGUUUGGUUAGCAAACAGGCAGUCAAUGGUAAUGGCAUGCAGACUGCUGAUACCUACCCUGUAGCCACUGAGCAUUUGCUCAUUACUACUAAAUUUUUUUCUGGUUUUCUUGGCAUUCAAGCUUCCUAUGCUUACACCCAGUUGGCCCUUGAUCAUUUAGCAGUAUGUCUAGCAAUUUAAGUUGAAGGGAGGGUUAUAUGUAUUGAAAUAAUCUGCAUGCCAGGCAUUGGAUUAGAGACUAUACCUAUCUCACGUAGAUUUGUAGACUAGAAAAGCAGGAUUCAGAGAUUGUGAGGCUUGCAUGUGGCCAAGUAGAGCUAAAAUUCAAAUCUAGUUCUGUGAACUCCACGGACAUAUAUUUUUCCACACUGCCAUGAGUGGUGGCUGUUAAACCUUGAUUUUAGGUUUUACCUUUUAUGGUUCAGAUGCUUUUAUCUUUUAUAGUUAACAAAUGUGAAAACUAUUAAAUAUGCUCGUUUAAAUUUUCUAUAGUACAGAAUGUAAAGUGAAAAAAUUACAUUCCUUCUCAUAAUCUUACUAAGAAAUAAUAAUUACUUGGUUUGUUAUUCUUCCAGGACUAGACAUACACAAAUUUAAGCAAAAAUGUGUUAAUAGCUGACACUUGUGGUUUCUAUAAAGGCACUGUUUGAAGUGCUUUACCAUGGAUUAACUCUUAAUCCUCACAGCACCCAUAUGAGGUAGGUACACAAUGCCCAUUUCACAUAUACUGCACUGAAAUUUGCCUCCUUUCCUUCCCAAUUUCAUGUAGACAUUAUUUUUCAUGGCUACAUAUACUAUUCCAUUGCAUGAAUAUACUCUAAUUUAUUUAAACAACCCCAGAAUAAUUUGGUCCCUUCCAAUUUUUUAUUAUUAGAUACAGGUAUAGUUAACAUCCUUGUACAUAUAUUUUGCUGCCUGUGUGGGUACUUCUGUAGGAUAAAUAGAAGUGGAUUUUUUUGGGUCUUAGUGUGUACAUUCAGCAUUUUAAGAGAUGCCACCCAAAGGAUCAUAGCAAUUUACAACUCCAUCAAUAGUAAGAAUGCCUGUUGGCCCACACUCCCACCAAUCUUGUAUCCCUAAAUAUUUUUGCCUAAUAGGCAAAAAGUAUUUCCUUUUUUUAUUAUUAUUAAUAAGGAGGAACAUUUCCUCAUUUGUUUAUUGGCCAUUUGCAUUUCCUAUUGUGAAUUUUGCUUGCCCAUUUUAAUUUUUUUAAUUAUGAAAGUAUAAAUGAUGACCAGCUCAUUGUACAAAAUGUAAAUGAUACACACAGGUAUAAGAACAAAGAGAGGACCUUUUCUGUAGCAUUUCCAGUCACAUUCCACUGCCCACAGUUGAGUAUACAUCCAUCUAGUCCCCUUUCCAUACAUAACCAUGACUAUACAUAAACAUAUAAAAGCUAUUUUUAUGUGAAUAGGAUCAUAUAUGUAUUGUUCUGCAGCUUGCUUUUUGUGUGUGUGUAUGUGUGUCUCAAAAACCUAUCCUGAGUUUUUUAAAUUUCUUUAAUGGUUGGAUAGCAUUUAAUAUUAUGAAAAUACCAUUAUUGAACUAUUUUCUUAUUUUUCUCUUGCUAUUACAUUGCCAAAGUAAAUCUUUCUUUCAUAUAUAUUUGUGCAUGUGUGUGAAUAUUUCUUUAGGAUGGAGUUGUAUAGAGUGGAUUGUUGCAUCAAAGGGUGUGCUCUCUGAUAGACCCACCUUAGCCUUCCCAAAAGCCUUCAUUAUUAUAUUUACCAGCUGUGUGGAGAAGCUCAUUUCCCCAUUUAGCCUUACUUACACGUGCUAGUGUUAUCUGGUGAGGAAAAAAAAAAGAACCCUAAUUGCAUUCCCUGAUUAAUGGUGAGGUUGAGGUUAUUUUCAUAUGUAUUGGCCAUUUAUAGUUUUAUCAUGGGUUGUUCAUAUCCUUUACCUGCUUUCCUAUUGGGUUAUGUGUGGAUAUAUGUUGUUUUUGUUGUUCAGCAUCUCUUCCCCAUCUUCUGGUAACAACCCUUAUUUAUUGUGGGGAACCCAUUCUCUGUGGCUUGGGUGAGUACCUGACCAGGUCUGGCCUUCCUGAGUUUUGCAGCUCCCUAGCCACAGUGAUUAAAGAAUAGGCAUGUUACUCACGCCAGGCUAAAGAGAGCCCUCAACAGAACUUCUGCAGCAACUAUCGGAAAGAAGGCUCUACGGAGAUCCCACGAACUAAGGACUUGUGUAAGCCUGAAUUUGUACCAUGUGGAGUUUGAGGAGAAACUCAAAGAGAACUGAGUUCUGAUAUCAUUUUUCUGGAGGCCCUAGUCCAGCUGUGCCUAAAGCCUGCCCUACCUCCGGACUUUAACAUUUUGUGAGCCAAUAAAGUCCCU